GCGAAUUCACCCGGAAGACAAAUGCUUCAGUUAUGGUUUGGGGAAAAAGAGGAAAACAAGUCUGACUGCGAACAGAUCCAGGUGCAGCCAUGGUGUGCUGCAGCUCGGGCCCCCGGCUGUGCUCCCGCUCCUCGGCCUACACUCUGGCCCUCGGCCUGGGCUUCAUCACUCUGGGGACCAGCCGCAUAGUGCUGCUCAAAUACUCGGCCAACGCUGAGAACAAGUAUGACUUCCUCCCUGCGUCGGUGAAUCUGCUCGCUGAGCUGCUCAAACUGCUCUUCUGUCUGGCCAUGUCCGUCAGGGUCAUAGUCCGAGAGGGACGAUCAUACAGAGACCUGGGCUUCUCCUCCAGCGCCUCCUUCCUCAAAUCCCUGAAGUGGGCGGUCCCUGCGUUCCUCUACUUCCUCGAUAACCUCAUCAUCUUCUACGUGCUCGCCUACCUGCAGCCUGCCAUGGCCGUGUUGUUCUCCAACUUCGUCAUCCUCACUACAGCUGUCCUCUUCAGGAUUGUUCUGAAGCGGCGGCUGUCCUGGGUUCAGUGGGCGGCGUUGUUCAUCCUCUUCCUGUCCAUCGUUUCCCUGACGACGGGAUCAGGAAGCAGCCAGAAAGCCAUCGCCGUGCACAACCUGCACCUGAACCCCCUGUCCCCCCCCUCCAACUCCUGCCUGCUGUACACACAGCUGCUGGAGCAGAUGAGGAACAGCAGUGCCACUGAGUCGUGGGUGUCCUCCCUCCCCGGGCAGGCGUGGAGGGACCGGGUGGUGGAGAAGCUCCGCUCCCUGGGUGUGGGUCACAUCCUGCUCCUCCUGCAGUGCUUCAUCUCCGCCAUGGCCAACAUCUACAACGAGAAGAUCCUCAAGGAGGGAGACCAGCUGACUGAGAGCAUCUUCAUCCAGAACAGCAAACUGUAUGCCUUCGGUGUGGUGUUCAAUGGUCUGACCCUGGGGCUGGGUCGGGAGGCUCGAGGUCUCACGGUGCACUGCGGCCUCAUGCACGGACACAAUGUGUUCUCCCUGGGUCUGGUGCUGGUCACUGCCGCUCUGGGUUUAUCCGUGGCCUUCAUCCUGAAGUUCAGAGACAACAUGUUCCACGUGCUGACGGGCCAGAUCAACACGGUGCUGGUUACCGCCCUCUCCUUCUUCCUCUUCGACUUCCAUCCGUCGCUGGACUUCUUCCUGCAGGCUCCCAUCGUGCUGCUGGCCAUCUUCAUCUACAACACCAGCAAGCCCAAGGACCUGGAGUACAGCCUGCAGCAGGAGAAGCUGAGGGUCAUCAACGGGGAGGUGUUCGAGAGGUCCAGAGGGGACGGAGAGGAACUGGAGCUCCUGACGAAGACGAAUACAGACAGUGAAUCUGAGGAGGAGUCUCUGUAGUUUGGACUAAUUGCUCCAACAAGCUGCAGAAUAGACUAUAGAAGCCGCAUGGUUGCAGAUUGUAUCUGUCGGAGCAUUCACUUAAAUGCCCGUCAGCGGCGGGGAAACGUGAGACGACUCUCUCUGAGACUUGUGAUUACUAAGGCUGUUGUGUAUAUAUUGAAAUGUGCCUGUCCUACACAUCAGUGUAUGAGUGUAUGUCAUUUACAGGGAUGAGACUUUAUAGGCUCAUACAUCGAGGGGGAAAUAAUUGCCAUUUCAAGGGUUUCUUUCAUGAAAAACAUUUGUCUUUCUCUAAUGAUUCCUGUUGUAUUUGCAGCUGUUUGAUUGCUUGCAGGUGAUUCAUUGUUUUGAUCAUUUGUUUUUUGGGGGGCUGUAACCACUCGGCUACUAAGGAGCUCCACUGCAGAUAGUUUAGGUACUGUUUUACUUGCUGUUUGCACUGUGUAACAUAAGUGUUUAUUCAACAUAUGGUCAAUAUUUAAUCAAAAAUCACCGCUUUUCAGUAAAUAUCCACAUACUAAAUAAACAUUACCAUACAUAUACAUUACAAAGUACAUCUGUGGGCUCAAUUAGAGUAUCUUUUCUUAAUUAUGAACCAGGAUCAUAAGCAUUUAUAGGAUGACUCAAAGCACAACGAAGUGGUUCCUUGGUUCUCUUACUUUGCCUUAAAAGCUGUGUAUUUUUUGGUCACAUGGGAGUAUUGAUGUGGUUAAAACUGUGAAAUUAAAUGAAAUAUAUAUUUUAAGAUUCUUCUUGUGCCAUAAAAUGUUAACAUGCUUGUUCUGAAAUAAACUGCGAGGAAAACCGA
Eleginops maclovinus (Patagonian blennie) is the source of this 2184-nucleotide messenger RNA. RefSeq names its product solute carrier family 35 member A5 (gene slc35a5). Gene Ontology annotation, molecular function: pyrimidine nucleotide-sugar transmembrane transporter activity. The transcript has 10 exons. Gene Ontology annotation, cellular component: Golgi membrane. Lineage: Eukaryota; Metazoa; Chordata; Actinopteri; Perciformes; Eleginopidae. Gene Ontology annotation, biological process: pyrimidine nucleotide-sugar transmembrane transport. The record is from RefSeq and is a predicted model, not a curated record. Bases 90 to 1373 code for a protein of 427 amino acids.